AUGGCACGUCUGUUGUGCGAUGAGGUGACAACUGAUCGUUUCAGUCCGGUAGCUUUUCCCGGUGGUACCGAAAUGAUCCUGAAAUACGAUGAGCACGUUCUCACCAAUACAUACAAAUUUGGAAUCAUCUAUCAACGAUUCGGACAGACCACAGAAGAAGAGUUGUUUGGAAAUGCUACACGAUCGGAUGCUUUUGAUGAAUUUUUGAAUAUUAUCGGCGAACGUGUCGAGCUCAGGAAUUUCGAGGGUUAUCGCGGUGGACUUGACACACAACACGGUCAGACCGGUACGGAAUCGGUUUAUUGUCAAUUUCGACAACGCGAAAUUAUGUUCCAUGUAUCCACCAUGUUACCGUACACCGCCGGCGAUAUGCAGCAGCUUCAGCGGAAACGACACAUUGGAAACGACAUUGUUGCUAUUGUUUUCCAGGUAUCAGUAACUGCACGUGAUGAUGUUCCCUUCUUUGGGCCCACUCUACCAGCUCCAUCAAUUUUCCGAAAAGGCCAAGAAUUCCGUAACUUCUUGCUCACCAAGUUGAUUAAUGCUGAAAAUGCUGCCUAUAAGUCAACGAAAUUUGCAAAACUUGCUGAGCGCACACGUUAUUCAUUGUUGGAAGCACUUUAUGGUAAUUUAAAAGAGCGAGCGCAUUUCUACGGUUUACCACUUUUGGAAACAACUGAAAAUGCAUCACAUUCGAUGGGAAUUUUCCAUUCUGUCAAAAAAGCUUUUACUGGGAGGUAA
Messenger RNA from Gongylonema pulchrum, 741 nucleotides. The record is from the annotation of a GenBank genome assembly. NCBI's taxonomy places the organism in Eukaryota, Metazoa, Nematoda, Chromadorea, Rhabditida, Gongylonematidae.